Molecule: messenger RNA, 3530 nt
Organism: Aspergillus ruber CBS 135680
Lineage: Eukaryota; Fungi; Ascomycota; Eurotiomycetes; Eurotiales; Aspergillaceae
Product: putative NRPS-like enzyme
Exons: 3
Coding region: 292-3438 (1048 amino acids)
Molecular function (GO): phosphopantetheine binding
Source: RefSeq, a predicted model, not a curated record
GGCUGAUGCUCCGAGUAUCCAUUGGAUUUCAUAGUGAUUUUUCGGAUAUCCGUUCGGUCCAAAGGGUUGGAGUUUGGCUUGUCGGAAUAAAAUCCGGUCUUGCGAGCUUUUCCGCGAUGGUCUACUAAUGCAGCAUCGUUUGAUUUGAUAACAUUCCUGGAGUUCGCGGGGUGCAGAUCCUCUUUGGGGGACAGUUUAAAUGUUGUGUUGCUCUUUCUUCUCAUCUAGAGAUGUGCUCCAUAUUCUCUGAGAAUCAGCCUUCUCCCAAUUGAUGCACGGUUCCUUUUCACCAUGUUAGAAUCUCCGGUUCCUCCUUCGGAAACUAAGGCCCCAUUGGCCUCUCCCCCGGUUUCGACAUUGGAGGCCAAAACGAACUCCGUCCAGGUGCCGGAGAGAGAAGCAUUGACAGUAGAUGAGCUCGUACGACACAGAGCAUCGCUCGGCUCCUCGCAACCCGUGGUAUCGUAUCCACGCACAGGUACCGACUAUGUCGACUAUCCUUUAUGCCAGCUCGAUAUCUAUGCUCUCCGGGUUGCCAAAGAAUUUGGAUCUCGUAUCCCACCGAGAACUUCUUCAUCGGAAACGCCAGCAGUGAUUGCUCUACUGGGACCGUCCGAUCUCAAUUACCUGGUCACCCUUCUUGCGCUUACGAAACUCGGUCACUCCAUUCUGUUUCUCUCGACGCGCAUAUCCCUGGAAGCAUACGCCUCAUUAUUAGAGAAAACACAGUCCAGGCACAUCUUUAUCCAUGAAUCGUUUCAGGACACAGCAGCCGAACUCAAAGAACGACUCCCAGAUUUGCAAGUCAGCAAGAUUCCGACUCAGACGUCCUAUGAUUCUCCCAUUUCCGAAGAUGUCGACACAAACCUCACACCACAUUUGGAUCUAGAUAAAGAGUCCAAAUAUAUCUCGUUUAUCAUCCACUCUAGUGGCUCGACAGGCCUCCCCAAACCAAUCUUCCAGACCCAGGGUGCUGCGAUAAGAAAUUAUGCAGGGAACAUGAACAUGUCCGGAUUCAUCACGCUUCCGCUGUACCACAACCACGGCAUCAGUUGUCUUUUCCGGACGGUGCAUUCGUGCAAGACGCUCCAUUUGUACAAUGCUGAGUUGCCGCUCACGAAACAGUUCCUGCUCGACAUCAUGCAGACCCAUGAGUUUGAGAUCUUCUACGGAGUGCCGUAUGCUCUCAAGUUGCUUGCUGAGUCGGAUAAGGGUAUCGCGGUUCUCGCCAAGCUCAAGGCUGUUAUGUUUGGUGGCUCUGCUUGUCCCGACUCGUUGGGUAAUCGACUUGUGGAGAACGGUGUUAAUCUUAUCAGUCACUACGGAACGACUGAAACUGGUCAAUUGAUGACCUCUUUCCGGCCCCGGGAAGACAAGGAAUGGGAUUACCUACGCCCCUCAGAAGUCGUAGAGAAGUAUCUUCAAUUCGAAGAGCGCAGCUCCGGCAUCUUUGAGCUCAUUUGCCUCGAUGGCUGGCCGUCAAAGGUGAUGUCCAACAGACCAGACGGCUCCUACGCCACGAAAGACCUCUUCCUGAAGCACCCGACGAUCGAAGCAUACAAGUACUACGCACGACUAGACGACACCAUUGUCCUCGUUAACGGUGAGAAAGUGAAUCCUUUGGACAUGGAAGGUAUUGUACGACAGAAUGAUAUGGUUUCUGAGGCUGUCGUUUUUGGGUCGGGUAGGGCUAGUAUUGGGCUGGCUGUUGUUCGUGCGCCUGGCACGGAAUCCUUGUCUAAUGAGGAUAUCAUUGAACGUAUUUGGCCUGCUGUCGAGAAUGCACAUGAUGCCAUGCCCGCGUAUGGCCAGCUUUCCAAGACCAUGGUCAGGGUCCUUCCAGCAGACACUGAGUACCCUCGUACGGAUAAGGGGACUGUGAUCCGACAAGCCUUUUACAGGACCUUCAGCCAGUUAAUCGACGAAGCGUACGAAACAGAAGACGCCAUGACAGGGAUAUUGACACUAUCGGAGCCAGAUUUGAAAAAAUUCAUCAGAGAGCAACUACAGUCAAUCCUACCAUCAAAGGCCCAGGCUGCUUUGACCGAUGACGCUGACUUUUUUGGUCUCGGGAUGGAUUCCUUGCAAGCUACGCAGCUGCGGUCUGUUCUUGUCAAGACGCUUAAUACAAAUGGCCGGCAGCUGGGGCUUAAUGUCGCUUUCGAGCAUCCGACGGUCAAUGGCUUGACGCGUUAUCUCGACUCCCUUGUUUCUGGGGCGACAGACAGCAGUGUGCCGGUUGAGGAGCAGAUGAGGGCAUUUAUUUCGAAGUACAGCCAGUUUGAACAGCAUAAGCCUACUCCUAACGGUCUUAGCGGUGAAUAUGUCGUUGUUACAGGGGCUACCGGAUCACUGGGCAGUCAUGUAGCCGCAAGACUAUCUGUUUUACCGCACGUUCAGAAGGUCUAUUGCCUCGUACGUGCAGGUUCCGUGAUCGAAGCAUACGACCGUCUGCUCAAAUCAAUGCAAACUCGAAGAGUUUACGAUACACUUCCUGACGCCGCUCGAAACAAGCUAGUCGCAUUUCCAUCGGAUCUAUCUCAAACCACUCUAGGACUAAGCCCUGAGACAUACAACACCUUGGCCUCGGAAAUCACAGACGUCAUCCACUGCGCUUGGUCCGUCAACUUCAACUACCAACUUGCCAGCUUUGGAAAAGACAGUAUCGGCGGCCUCAAGCACCUAAUCGACCUCUCCCUCAAAGCCCAACGACCAGCACCAGCAACAUUCAACUUCUGCUCCUCUGUCAGUGCCGUCGUGAACACCGAAGGAAGCGAUAUCCCCGAAGCCCUCCCCGAGAAACUCACCUACGCACAAGGCAUGGGCUAUGCGCAGUCAAAACUAGUAGGCGAACACCUCUGCGCCGCCGCCAAACAGCACACAGGCAUUCGAGCUCGCGUCCUCCGAAUUGGACAGGUCAUCGGAGACACAAAAUAUGGAAUCUGGAACGCAACAGAAGCGAUACCCCUGAUGCUCCAAUCGGCCACGACAAUCGGUGCACUCCCCAAACUCGACGAGUCACAUCUCUGGCUUCCUGUGGAUACUGUCGCAAAUACUGUCAUCGACAUUACACUCUCAUCCUCAUCCGAUAACACAGAGUCAUCAGGCAUCUUCAACAUCGUCAACAACACACCCUUCCACUGGACGCACGAUCUCCUUCCCCAUCUCCACGCCGCAGGUCUCGAAUUCGAAGAACUCGACCAACGCGAAUGGCUCCGUCGUCUGCGCGAGUCAUCUGUAGACCCUGUUCAAAACCCGCCGAUUAAGCUGAUCGAUUUCUUCGGAGCCAAGUAUAAUACUGACCAGCCAAGGCGGACGUUCAAUUGGCGCACGGAGGAGGCGAGACGGGUUUCGGGUGCAUUGGCGGAUGCUGGACCGUUGAGUCGGGGGCUUGUCGAGAAGAUGGUGGAUUAUUUUCGGGGGGAGUGUUGGAAUUAGAAGGUUUCGAUCUACCUUGCCUGCAUGGUACUCAUUCGUUUAUGUGUCCACGCUGUCCUAGUUCUUCAUCAAUAAUAUUUCUAUUCAUAAUG